AUGAAGGCUCUCCCUGAUUUCGAUGCACUGCCACCAGUAGAAGGCAGACCGCAGGGCAAUACCUGGGGGUUUUGGGGCGCUGACGACGAGAUUGGAACCUUGAACCUCCUUACUCCAGAAGUAAUUCAGCGUGCAGCCGCUGAGGUCAAGAGUGGCCGAUCCGCGUCCUUGGACUUCCCCCUCGAUCACUUCAGCGAGCGCUUGGGCACGCGGCGCCAGCUCGAGCAGAAUGUGAUCAAUUAUCGUUCUUUGGCGGGCAUGUAUGUUUACGAUGACGAGCUCCAUUUCAACACCCAAAGCAGCUCCCAGUGGGACGGCCUGACACACUGUGCAACCCAAAAAGAUGGGUUCUUCUACAAUGGCCUUAAAUUCGAAGACGUGUUGAAGAAUAGGAAUGGAAGAAAUGGUACACACAGAUGGUUACAGAGAGGCGGGAUAGUUGGCCGCGGGAUUUUGUUGGACUAUCCACUUUGGCGACAGGAGACUGGACAAAGCCAGGUCAAUGCAGGUUCAAGCCAUGCCAUCACGGCAAUGGAAUUAGACCAAAUGGCCCAGCACUUUAAGCUGGAAAUCCAGCAAGGUGAUAUUCUACUACUUCGCACGGGCUACAGUGCAUGGUACAAGUCGGCGUCGCCAGAGGAGAGAAUUCGCGUUAUUAAAGGGGAAGCAUUCAUUGGAGUAGAGGAGUCUAUGGCAUCCGUGCGGUGGCUAUGGAACAGACACGUUGCGGCUGUCGCCACAGACGCUCCAGGCUUCGAAGUCUGCCCAGUUCCUUGGGGUGACGAAUCCAAGGUAGUGCUUCAUGAGUGGAUAUUGGUCCAUUUUGGUAUGCCCCUGGGUGAGCUGUGGAAUUUGGAAGACUUGUCGGUCCUCUGCCAACAAGAACGGCGGUGGUCGUUUUUCUUCACAAGUGCGCCCCUGAACGUAACAGGAGGAGUGGCCAGUCCGCCGAACGCUAUAGCUGUGCUGUAA
Messenger RNA from Fonsecaea erecta, 972 nucleotides. RefSeq lists its product as hypothetical. Lineage: Eukaryota; Fungi; Ascomycota; Eurotiomycetes; Chaetothyriales; Herpotrichiellaceae. Gene Ontology annotation, molecular function: arylformamidase activity. The transcript has 3 exons. The record is from RefSeq and is a predicted model, not a curated record. The coding region runs from base 1 to 972 and encodes 323 amino acids.